UUCCGUGUUCUUGCUGUAGUCUGUACACGAGCACGAAAGGCCAGAGGACUGACGUACUGUAGAUUUGACGGAGGUCAUAACUUUAAUCUGAAUAAUCGUAUAUUUUGAAAUAUCUGGAAUAUCAUCCAGGGAAUCAUGUGGUUUAAACUCGUCGUAGCAGCUGUUUUGCUCUUCAGCGCCUGCUGUUCGGCCAAGCAAUCUGACCCAAAAGUCCAAGUGUACAGCCGUAACUCUGGAGAGUAUGGCAAAAAGAAUGUGCUGAUCUGCUAUGUAAGUGGCUUCCAUCCUCCUGACAUCACCAUUGACCUCCUCAAGAAUGGCCAGGAGAUUCCAGGUGCCACACAGACAGACCUGGCCUUCGAGCAGGGCUGGGACUUUCACCUGACAAAGUUUGUGGACUUCAAUCCCCAGAGAGGAGAGGUGUAUGCCUGUAAAGUCCGACACUUGUCGAGCAUAAAGACCUACACAUGGGAGCCUGACAUGUGAAUGCACAACACAGUAUAGCCUGACAUGUGAAUGCACAACACAGUUAGAAAUACCUGAAAUCAGCACUUGACUCCCACUGUGCAUUUACUCCAGAAAUUCUCUAAUACUCCGUAUGCACCUGCUUGGAUUUAUCAUGAUAUCAGUGUAAUUUCUGAGCUUCAGUUUUUAGGAGGCUGCCUCCUAUGAUGUGAAGACUGUAAGAAGCUGUAUGCAUUCCUACUUGAUAAGAGCUUUCUAACUUCUUAACUGUACUUAACAUUUCUGUAGGUGUGCGACUUUGAUUGCCACUAAUACCUUGGGUGUGAAUCUUGCCUUUGUUUAUUCUUCACAACUUUAAAAUGUAAUUGUCGUUUUAUAAUUCAGGAAUAGAAUCAGAAAAAGCUUUAUUGCCAAGUAUGUUUUUAACGUAUUACGCACGUGUCACACAUUCUCAAGUAUUAAAAUAUAAGCAAUAUAAAUAUG
Molecule: messenger RNA, 948 nt
Organism: Xyrauchen texanus (razorback sucker)
Lineage: Eukaryota; Metazoa; Chordata; Actinopteri; Cypriniformes; Catostomidae
Gene: b2ml
Product: beta-2-microglobulin, like
Exons: 4
Coding region: 136-486 (116 amino acids)
Biological process (GO): antigen processing and presentation of exogenous peptide antigen via MHC class II; positive regulation of T cell activation; immunoglobulin production involved in immunoglobulin-mediated immune response
Cellular component (GO): MHC class II protein complex
Molecular function (GO): MHC class II protein complex binding
Source: RefSeq, a predicted model, not a curated record